This is a messenger RNA of Gadus chalcogrammus (walleye pollock), 1589 nucleotides long. RefSeq names its product deoxynucleoside triphosphate triphosphohydrolase SAMHD1-like. Gene Ontology annotation, cellular component: nucleus. Gene Ontology annotation, molecular function: dGTPase activity. The transcript has 11 exons. NCBI's taxonomy places the organism in Eukaryota, Metazoa, Chordata, Actinopteri, Gadiformes, Gadidae. The record is from RefSeq and is a predicted model, not a curated record. The coding region runs from base 483 to 1574 and encodes 363 amino acids. Gene Ontology annotation, biological process: regulation of innate immune response; dGTP catabolic process; defense response to virus.
CCCUGCGGACUUCCCAUCGAGUAACAGUGGAGAAGGACCCAGAGACGAGAAUGGCCCCGGCGCUCGCGACACACCGAUCAAGCCCUUGUAUGUGAAUGCUACGAGGUCUACCUACGGUGGCUGCGAAGACCAAAGUAAUCCCCAGGACUCUCAGUGCUCAUGCCCCAAGCGUACAGCCCCUCCACCACGGCCUCAGGCAAUGCCGUUCCGUGCAACUGCGUGUAUCGGAUCGUCGUCUGAACACCUUUAUCAUGUCCUUCGGCCACUGGCACUACACCAGGGCGCCGCAAGGUUUCCUGUCAUCUGGGGACGGCUACAACCGUCGUUUUGACGCUGUUCUCUCGGACUUCGAGCGCUAAGAACGUUGUGUGGACGACAGGGCUCUAGUAGGGAGGGGGAAAACAGCACGAGAUAAAGCCGGAUCUACCUUUAACAAUCAAUACAAUCCUCAAGACAGCCCAGACCGGAAGUGGGCCAUUUGUAUGGCUUUUCCACAAGAGAAAUUGUCUCAACAGAAAAGCCACCAAAAGGUAGGCAUCAUUGUUGAGACCAUACCUCAUGAUACCGAGACUGAAACUAUGGAGGUAGCAUACAAAGUCUUUAAUGACCCCAUCCACGGACACAUUGAACUCCACCCGCUGCUGGUCAAAAUCAUAGACACACCUCAAUUCCAAAGACUGAGGAACAUCAAGCAGCUCGGAGGGACAUACUACGUUUUCCCCGGAGCAUCUCAUAAUCGCUUUGAGCAUUCCAUUGGAGUUGCGUACCUGGCUGGAGAGCUUGCUAAUUCUCUGCAAAAGAAACAGCCUGAACUGAAUAUCAAUGAGAGAGACAUCCUCUGUGUUGAAAUCGCUGGCCUCUGCCAUGAUCUGGGACACGGACCUUUCUCUCAUCUGUUUGAUGGGAUGUUCAUUCCUGAAGCACGUAAACGUAAACGUGAAAGUCCAGGUUUGAAAGAGGACAACAAAUGGACGCACGAGAAGGCAUCGCUAGACAUGUUAAAACAUCUGAUUGCUGUUAACAACCUGAAGCCGGUGAUGGAGAAGUACAAGCUGGUGCUGAAGAAGGACAUCCCAUUCAUCGAGGAGCUGAUCUUUGGGAAAAGGACCGACCCUAGUGAUUCAACAAAAAAGUUGCCAUACGAAGGCCGUCCAGAGAAGCCUUACCUGUAUGAGAUUGUAUCCAACAAAAGGAACGGCAUCGAUGUGGACAAAUUUGAUUACUUUGCAAGAGACUGCCACCACCUGGGCAUCAAGAAUAACUUUGACCACCACCGCUUCAUCAAGUUCGCCAGGGUGUGUGAUGUGGACAAAGGAAAAGAAGCAAAGGAGAAGCAAAUCUGUACCAGAGAACAGGAAGUGGGCAAUGUGUAUGACUUCUUCCACACAAGAAACUGUCUCCACAGAAGAGCCUGCCAGCACAAAGUAAAAAACAUUGUUGAGACCAUGAUCACAGAGGCCUUUGUAUUGGCGGACCAACACCUCCAAUUCAAGGGGUCAAAUGGGCAAAUGUUCACAUUGUCCACAGCUAUAGAGGACAUGGUGGCAUACACCAAGCUGACUGGUAAGUGUUGAGACCACACGGUGCUG